AUGUUCCUCCUCUCUAAACUAGGCUAUAUAGCUGAACAAAAUACUCAAACUGGCCCCCUACUCCAUAUCAACAGAAGCACUUUUUCCCCCUCACCACUGGCAACGCCCUCCCAAGUCAAAAUGAACGAUGACUUUGAAUUCGCUCAGCGGGGGCUUUUGAGUACUCCUAAAAGGUCUUUAGUGAUUUCGGACUUUGGGAGAGAUGUCGUCUGGAAUUUCAAUGCUUAUGCCUUCCUUGAAGAUGAGGCUCCUAACACUGUCAACAAAUUACUAUGGAGACAAGGACAGCUCUGCAGUGCAACACCCGGGCUCUAUCAAGUCAUCGACGGUAUUUAUCAAAUCCGCGGAUAUGACCUAGCUAAUAUGAGCAUUAUCCAAAUUCCGAAUUCCAAUGGGAUCAUUAUUGUCGACUGUUUGACCUCAGUUGAGACAGCUCGAAGUGCCAUAGAGCUCUACCUAGAUUACUAUAAAGACAAACAUAACCAGGACGCAGAAAUCAAGGCUCUAUUCUAUACCCACUGCCAUAUAGAUCAUUUUGGGGGUGCACAGGCAAUUGUCGAUCUCGCAAAGGCAGGUGGUAAUAGUAAUCUUCCAAUUUAUGGUCCUGACGGGUUUCUUGAGCAUGCGGUCAGUGAAAAUAUUUACGCCGGGGCAGCAAUGACGCGACGAUCCAUUUACAUGUACGGAGAAGUUCUACCCAGAUCUCCUGAAGGGCAGAUUGGAUGUGGACUGGGACAAGCUGUGUCUACCGGGGCCUCCUCGCUUGUGGCACCAUCUCAUGUCAUCACCGAGGACGGCCCUCUAAAAGUAGCUGUUGAGGGCCUGAAGAUUACUUGCCAGCUUACCCCGGGAACUGAAGCACCUGCAGAAGUAAACUUUUACUUCCCUGACUACUUGGCGCUGUGUAUGGCAGAGAAUGCUACCCAUACCCUGCAUAAUCUCCAAACACUGCGUGGUGCCCCGGUACGCGAUGGACGGCUCUGGUCACGGUACAUGGAUGAGUCGAUAGCACUGUUCGGCGAUAAGACUGAUGUCGUAUUUUCUAGCCACCACUGGCCCACCUGGAAGGAAGAUAAGGAUCUUGUGGUUAAGUUUCUGUCUGAACAGCGUGAUUACUACGCCUACCUUAACAAUGAAACGCUUCGGCAGCUCAACGAUGGAAAAACCCCUUUGGAAAUCGCAGAAGAUAUCCAGAUGCCUCCGUCGCUGAGUUCCAGGACUAAUCUCCGUGGAUACUACGGCUCUAUAAGCCAUAAUGCCAAAGCAGUCUAUGACAAAUACAUGGGUUGGUUUGACGGGAACCCUGCAUAUCUAUGGCCUCUUCCCCCUACUGCAGAAUCGAUCGAAUUCGUCAAAUGCAUGGGUGGAAAUGAAGCUGUUCUCAAACUGGCCCAGGGGUAUCGUACUGACAAAAAUUAUCGCUUUGCGGCCACGCUCCUUGACAAACUUAUCUUUGCAACCCAAAGCAACCCAGCCGAAAAGGACGGGGAGACUGCAAAGCAGGCAAAGCAAGAACUGGCAGCCGUGUAUACCGCACUCGGAUACGGUGCAGAAAACGGGCCGUGGCGCAACAUCUACCUGACAGGAGCAUAUGAACUGAAAAACGGGGCCACAGCAGCCGUCAACUCGGUUUCGUCUCAGUCAAUGAUGAACGUAAGCUUAGACCAGCUAUUCGAUACGAUAGCUAUUCUCAUGGAUGGACCAAAGGCCUUCAAACAGCCCAAGGUCUAUCUUGAGAAGGAAAUCUCAAUUGACUUCAUGGUUGAGGACAUUGCGCAGCUUAAAAAGAUGGGUGCUGGCUGGCACAUGAGACUGAGCAAUGCUGCCCUCACGGGGCAUGCUGUCGGAUACACUGCGCCUCCAAACCCACGCAGCGCCGGCGUUGCUCUCACUGUCUGGCUCAAGCAUGAACAGCUCGUGAGCCUUAUCGUGGCUGCAGCCACUGGUAAAAACCCCAACCUCGACAACCUCACUAUCAGUGGAGACGUGGACGCUUGGGCCAAAGUCAUGGCCAUUAUUACACUCCCAAGCACCGCAUUCAAUAUUGUGACGCCUUGA
Molecule: messenger RNA, 2058 nt
Organism: Microsporum canis CBS 113480
Lineage: Eukaryota; Fungi; Ascomycota; Eurotiomycetes; Onygenales; Arthrodermataceae
Product: beta-lactamase domain-containing protein
Exons: 1
Coding region: 1-2058 (685 amino acids)
Biological process (GO): dodecyl sulfate metabolic process
Molecular function (GO): protein dimerization activity; linear primary-alkylsulfatase activity
Source: RefSeq, a predicted model, not a curated record